This is a messenger RNA of Drosophila hydei, 8385 nucleotides long. RefSeq lists its product as uncharacterized. The record is from RefSeq and is a predicted model, not a curated record. The transcript has 19 exons. Gene Ontology annotation, cellular component: extrinsic component of cytoplasmic side of plasma membrane. Lineage: Eukaryota; Metazoa; Arthropoda; Insecta; Diptera; Drosophilidae. Gene Ontology annotation, molecular function: protein binding. Gene Ontology annotation, biological process: positive regulation of protein localization to plasma membrane; positive regulation of voltage-gated calcium channel activity; skeletal muscle contraction.
GGCAAUCCAACUGCAUCAGGACGUGCACCAUUCCAACGCAGCAGCGCCUACGACGAGGAGGGACGUCUGAUCGACUAUGGAGCUGCCGGUGCAGCGGGCGGAGCGACUGGCGCUAUGGUCGAUGCCCGUUCGCGCAGUCCCAGCAUCUUCUUGGAGCCACCCUCACCAGAUCCGACACAUGCACACUUUGGUCCCGGCUGGGGUCGACCCAUGUCGCCCAUGGACUUGCCACCUGAGUGCUCCGCCAGCAGCGUGGCCAGCAAAUCGCCGACGAGCAGCAAGUCUCGCUUGCGACCCAAGCUGCAUAUACCACUGGGUCGACUCGGACGUUCCAGCUCCUCGGACACGCGUGAGCGUGAGAGCAACCGCCUGCGCGAAGAUGUUCAUGUGCACGUCGAGAAUCCGGUUUUCAGCAGCGAGAAUCUCCGCCAGAACAACUUCGAUGCAUUUUUUGAGGCACGCGAACCGGUCAUCAAGCUGCAGCCCCGCACACCGAACACAGCGACGCCGGAUGGACGCAGCUACUCGCCGCCGCUGGAGAAGUAUGCGGGUGUUUACGACUCGCCGCGUACGCGCAGUCCGGCUGGCAGUGCCGGCGGCGGCGGUGGCGGACUCUUUGCGCGCUCACCGCGGGAGGAUCGCGAGCGUGCGCUCAAUGCGCGCUCCCGCAGCGCUGAUAAUUGGGAUGACGCGGGUGGCGGAGCGUUGGGCGGGGCGACGGGCAGCAGCAGUGCUGGUGCUGGUCGGGCUGGUGGCGGCGCGCACUCCAAAGGUGACAGAUUCUUUGGGAAAAUCUUCAAGUGGUCGAAAAAAUCGUAGUUUCUUCGGGUGGAGGGGACCACGCGGUGGUUCCCUUAGCCCACAGGGCAGCAUGGCGUCCUACAAUGGUGUGCUCAAGGACUACAGUCACAGCAGCUUGAACGAGGCUUUCAAAUCCCAAAACAAUGUCAACUUUAAGUUAAUUAAAACAGUAUCCGAUUUCAACGAAUCACUCUCCCAAUUGUAUGAGGAACAUGCAACUGCCCUUCAAUCUUUAGUAUCCAAUUAUCGCAAGAAGAAUGCCGAGCUGCGCAAGGAACGACCCGCCUGCCAUCUGGCCAUCUUUCAGGCAUGGGAAACAUUCCUGCAGGAAGCGGAAACCGACUCGCAGGCCUGCAACGAUGUUGCCAGCGUCCUCAGCCGCCAGGUAUCUCGGCCCAUGCUGGAUAAAUCCUUUCAUCGCAAAGUUCAAAGUCGCAAAAUCUUUACGCACAGGGAGUCUUUUGAGACUAUAAUCGCAAAGACUGAAGAGAAGCUGUCAAAGUGUCGCCUGGACUACAAGCAAUGCCAUCUGGCACAUAGGCAAAAUCCCAGCCAACACUCGCUGACCGAAUAUAUCGAUGCGCACAAUGCGUACGUGCAGCAACUGCAUGCUACGAAUGGCAUGCUGGAGGCCUAUCAUUGCGACACAUUGCCCCAAUUGAUGCAGGAGCUGGAGGAGAUACACAACGACCUAUGCAACAUUGUUUCCGAUUCGUUGCAACAGGGCGCCGAUGUAAUUGCCGCCAAGGCCACGGAACAGUCGAGGCGCUAUGGCUGCUUGGCCAGCCAGUGCAGCGCCGUCUUGCCACAGCAGGAUCUGGUGAACUUUGUGCGUUUGCUGGCGCAACCAUCGCAGGCACAGAAGGUGCCACGACGCGCCUUUGCUCCACCUCAAGCACAGCAGCCGGGCGAAACGGCCGACGAGGCAGCUGACUAUAAUGAGAUGACGCCCAUUUUGCGCAACGAGCUCGUCUUUGACCGACACUCAACGCUGUCGCAACGUUCCGCACUGGAGUCGCUUAAGCGUGAGUCUAUUGAAUUGGAAUUGCAAAUACGUCAGCUGCAGGACUCCAUUGAUGCGCUGAAUCGCACACAAGCACGCGGCAUUGAGGGUCAGCUGUACAACAAGGUUAACGAGCUCCAGGAGGAUUUAUCCAUGAAGAAAUUCGACUUGCGCGCCAAACAAAUACACCUGGCUGCCAUACGUGCACAGAAGGAGUUAUUCGUUAGCAAAGUUGAGCCAACUUCGCCGCGCAACGAACGCAAAUUCUCGGCCGCCACAGCGCCAUCGAUGAAAACAAAGUGGCUGAAAGCAUUUAAGAGCCUAAAGCCGGCGGGUUCUGGUUCAGCAACACAAGCAGAUAGCCAACAACCCCGACAAAAUCAAAUGUACCACGCCGUAUCAACCGUUUUGACCUUGAGGCGUAAUGGUGCCUCGAAUGCCCCAUCGGAAACGCUGCGCCCCAACUUGGAUGGCAGCCAUCAUUUGCAGGAGUACACAUACAAAAAGAUAACAGCUUGCGAUGUUUGCUCGCAAAUUUUGAGAGGCCACACUCGUCAGGGCCUGCGCUGUCGCAUCUGCAAGCUGAAUGCCCAUGGAGACUGUGCUCCAAAUUUGCCGCGCUGCCAGCCCAAGCAGAAGCUGCUGCGUCGCCAGAAGAGCACCUCCGAGCUGGAGAAUCGCGUUGAUAUCGAGGAAGAAACCGCCGACAAAUCCGUCCACGUGCCGGGCAAAACGCUGGACGCGAGCGCCGCUGGAACGGGAGUCGGAGUCGGAGUUGCUGCGCCCAGCACCGCUUUACAGCCGCUGCAACAGCUGCAGCCGGGCCUAGUCGAGCGUACGCUGCCCGUCGCCGAGAUACCCAUCGUCAAUGUGCCGGAGUCGUCGGCCCAGGAGACGCAUCAGGCAGCCCAUCAGAUACAUCAGAGCCAUCAGCGCAGUCUGGCAUCGGUGGCGCAGGCGGCGGCGGUGCGGGCCGGCCGUGGUGUCCGGCCACCGCCCGUGGCCAUGCCCAUUUUGGGCGUGCAGCUGCAACAACAGGAGCUGCAGCAGCAACGCGGCGGCCUGCCGGUGCCCACCCAAGAUAUCUCUAGUAGUUCAGCACCGCACUCUCCGCGCCGCCAAAAGCUGAAUUUGCGCAUGAAAUCGUUGAGCUUGGACUCACCUGAAUCGUCGGAGCUGCAUGGUCAGUUUAGACGCCGCCAGCAGCACUUGCCAGCAGCGGCAGCUGCAUCCACAUCCAGCGGCUACUAUCACGGCGGCUCGGGAGGCCAUCUGGAGCACAGUACUCCGCCGUCGAACAACAGCCGGCUGCACUCGCCAUCGAGCCCCUCGCAUCCGGGCCGCAAGCUGCUGUAUGCCACGCGCGGCAUGCGCGGCGGCAGCGUCGACUUGCCCGAUGAAAUGGAGAAGUCGCAGUCCUCGGCCAGCACAUCGCCUUGCCUAUCACCAAAAUCGCAUCGUUUGUUGCCCACCAAUUUGUACGUUAUACUCUACAACUUCAAGGCGCGGCAUGCCGAUGAGCUGGAUCUGAAAGCGGGCUAUAAGGUGACAGUCAUCGAUACCGCCGAUCCGGAUUGGUGGAAGGGCAAAGUGCUGGGACGCGUCGGCUUCUUUCCAUCCAAGUACUGCGUGCGUCUCAAUGCCAACGAGAAGCCAUUACAGGUGACACACAAUCUGCAGGUGUCCGACGGUGAGCGGGGCGAGAACAUGACCCUGUUACGCGACCAAAUAGUUAUACAGACUGGCGAUGAGGUUAAUGGCAUGGUCAUGGUGCGCUCGGCGGACAAUCGGCAGGGCUAUUGUCCCAUCAAGUAUCUGCAGGAGGUGUGACAGCCAGAAGAGGAAGAGCCGCCUGCAAAAUCAUCAAUGCAAACGUCGCGUGCCCCAGGCGCAGGCGACAAGACCAAGCGUAGAAUUAGAAUCGUAGUUACCGAUAAUAACAAUUUAGCUAGUAGCAGCUCUAUACCCAUUACCCAUGCACAAUCACAAACGCAAUCACAGACGCAAACAUCGCCCAGCCGCGAGACGAAGCGUCUGAACAUUGAGUACAGCGAUGCAGAUGGUGGCCUCAUCUGGGACAAGGACAAGGAUGUGCUCAUACUCUCUGGCCGCAACAAGAACGACAAGAACUGGGAGAACUGGGAGCGCAUACGCGAACAGAAGCUGGAGAAGAUGAAGAACAUUUGCUUCGAGAGCUAUCGACAGUCGAAGCGGGACAAACUCUUGCUGGCCAAGCCCAAGCCCAAGCAGCUGGACUCCACUUGGUAUACGGACAACAUUUACUCCAAUCGCUCCGAUGAUCUCGACGAAGACUACGUGCCCGACUGCCUCAAAUAUGGCAGCUAUAGCAACCGCAUCCUGCGCGACAUACGCGAACAGGACGAGAAGUAUGCAGACGAUGCGCUGCCCAUGCGUGAGCGCCGUGGCGAGGGCGAAGGCUCGCCCGGCUACGGACUGCAACGCUCGAAAAGCUGCAAGGAAUUUCAGUAUCCGAAAUCGCAGAGCUGCUGCUUCGAGGGCAAUGUGUUUGAGGCGGGCGGCCCAGGUGCAACAGCCACGACGUCCAUACUGAAGAAUCGCGCAGGCGUGCCCAAAUCGUACUCGUUUAGCGCCUCGACAAAGACCAUGCCCUUCGAUAUCAUUGACUACGAGCUGCCGCCUGCCUCGAACACGCGGCGAGAGAAGCGCGAGGCGUACAGACGCAGCAUGAACAUGUUGUACAGCAAUAGCCUGGACGAGCGGGCGCUGGCGCAUAGCUGCUGUGCGCGGGAGCAGUGCACCAGUGCCAAGUGCUUGCUGGAUGAUAUCUAUGCUGGGUCCAGGCGGCGGUUGGAUGCUUAUGGCGCCGGCGCCGGUGCCAGCGCUGGCAGCAACAGGAAUCUGAAUUUGAAUUUGAAUCGAAAUCUGCGCUCGCCCGCCGAUUGGCUGUUUGAGGAGCGCGCAGAGGCAGCAGAUCAUCUGCAUCAUCAACGGCUGGGUCGGGGUCAGCGCUUGCCAAUGGCCCCACCACCACCGGCUCCAGCCACCACCACAGUGAUCUGCUGCUGUGCGACAGAGGACUAUUGCUGCCAUCGCCAGCCUCAGCACCGGGCGACAAGGCGGCCGCACUGUCCGGGCCAUCAUCCGGCCGCCGAAGAGGAGGAGCAUAUGCAUUGCCGCUACGACACCGACCUGGAGCAGUUUAUACGCGCCGAGCGUGAACGUCUGCUGCUCCAAGACAAGUUCCUCGACGAGGACGAGCGCUAUUUGGCGCAGAGCCACAUGGCUAGUCCGGGCCGACGCUACGCUCUUUAUCCACGGCCCACGCGCAGUAAAUCGUUGCUGGAGGUGCAGCCGCCCAGCCUGUUCGACGAGGACAGCUGCUCGGACACGACAGAGAUUGAUCUGGAGGACUUCAAUAUCGACUUGGAAAAGUAUUGGGAACAGCUGGACAAGCCGCCCAGCCCCAUAAACAUGGACAUGCGACGCAACAUGCACAGCAAUUUGAAGGUGAAGAACGUGAACGUGCGCUGCUAUAACAACGGGCAGCCCAUUGACAUGCACGAUCGGGAGCACGAGCGGCUGAUGAUCAAGAAGUCGCUGCUGGAGGGCAUGCCGUCGCCGCCGCAGCUAGAUUCCAGUGGCUCCUCCAACAAUGCGACGGGCUUUACUUUUUUUGAGAAUCCCGCUGGUUCGCUGCACCACCAUCACCAGCAGCAACGACAUCAUGGCGUUGCAGCGCCACCAGCACCAGCUUAUGGCUACGGGGGCCAUAAGGUCUAUCCGACUGCGGACACGCUGCCCACGUAUCAGUAUAACAACUUCUAUCCGGAGCACACGACGCUGGGCAGCGUGCUCACCCAGCAGCCGACGGCGGGCAUACACCAUGCCUCGGCUGGCGGGCACUCGGCGCUGAGUUUGAUCAACAACAUCUUCUCCAUAUACAAGCCGAAUAAAUAUUCGCCCGAGAAUUGUCAGCUGAACUAUGAGAGCAAGCCGGAGCCGUGCAAGAAAAUGAAUGUGCCCAGCACCCGACGACCCUUGGGCGCCGCCUCCAGCAAUAUUCAGCAUGGCCACGAGUAUUUGCACUCGUCGAUGAAACGCCCGCUGCUGGUCAGCGCCGACCAGCCGCACUUCAAGAUCAUCCCAGAGAAGACGGGCCUCAAGAUCUCGCCGUUGCUGGCCUACGACGAAUACGGUGGCGGCGGAGAUAAGUCACAUCAGAGACUGACCAGCACGGCACGACCUUUGAUGCUUCCGCACUGAUGGUGCUGGACCUUUCCGUGGUAUGGUAAUGGUAAUUAUUGUUAGUUAUGCUCAUAGCGACUGCCGAGUAUCUCCAAAAAGGAUAACAACAAAAACUAAAAAGGAAACAAACAAAAAACCAACAAAUGGAACUAACCAAAAGACUCGCUCGACAAGCAGCAAAAACCGAAGGAAACAAAACAAAAACUUAAAACUGAAAACCAACAAAAAUCCAAACGCACAAAUUGGCCCCCAGUUAGAGUCCAGUGUACGUUCUUUUUUUUGGCGACUUGGGCUCGGGCUCUCAACUAUUGUGGUAGUGGAACCUCGUCUUCGCCCCGCCUUCCCCAUUUUACAGCCAGGUCGUUAAUGUUGAGGACUUUGUGGGAUAGAGCAUUGAAGCAUCAUCACAUCGUUUGUCUGACACUCAAUUUUCACAAGCGAUAAAAACUACCAACAGCCAACAACCAACAACCAACAACAACAAGAAACACCAUCACCAACAACAACAACUGCGCCAUACCAUUGGAAAAUAAAAAAAACUGAAGAAAGAGAGCAUCAGGAAGUGAAACGUCUUCGACACGUAGCGGACAUUGUAAGUUUUAGUAAGUAACGAGUAACAAGUAACGAGUAGGGAGUAGGGAGUAAGAAGUAGCGAGUAAGAAGUAAGAAGUAACGAGUAAAAACUAACUAGUCACGAGUAGCAAGUGCUGAAAAAGAAGUAACGAGUCACGAGUAGCAAGUAACGAGUUAGAUGUAACGAGUAAGAAGUGAGGAAGAAUUGUGUAACUUUUAACGAGUGACGCGUAACAAGUGAGAAGUAACGAGUAGCACCUGACGAGUUACAGGUUCCAAGUAACGAGUUAGAAGUAGCGAGUAACGAGUAACGACUAUCAAAUAAUACGUUAGUAACCAAUAACAAGUAACGAGUAGUCAGGCUUGAGUAAAAAGUUAUGAGCUACGAAUUUAAAGUAAAAAGCAACUAGACAAAUGUAACGAGUAACUUCCAACGAGUAGCUAGUUCAAAGCAACGAGUAAAAAGCAACAACUUCUAGCGAGUACUCGUUACUUACAUUAGAGGUGUCGACUUGCCCACAACAGCUAACGAGUAACAAGUGACGAUUAUGAAGUGACUAGUAACGAGUAACAACUUAUGGCUAACAAGUAACAAGUAACGAUUAAUAAGUAACUAGUUAGCAGUAUCGAGUAACAAGUAACGAGUAGUUUUUUUUCGGUUUUUUAAAUGAAACCAGUUUAUGAAAGAGCUGACACAGCAGCUUAGCUUUGACUUUGACACACGCAGAAACAUACACAAUACACCUACACACACACUCACACUCACACACACACUCACAUAGGCACAUAGUGACACGAACAAUUGUGCUUUUAAAUCGCUUGAGAAAUCGCCGCAUAUAGUUAAUAUAGAAUAAGCAUGCAUGCUAUAUGUAUGUUAACACUAAUUUUUCGAGCAACUUUUAAGCAAUCAGCAGCGUAUACUAUAUAUAUAUAUAUAUUGUAUAUGUGCGAUAUAUAUAUAUAAAGAGAGAAUACUUCUAGGUUAGCUUAAGUCAUUCAUAUCCGUGUUUCACAUUGUAUUUAGUGUUGAAAGCGACAGCAUCUUGUAUACCCUCUAAUACAACCUUGUAGCAGCUAAGCAGAUUUUAUUACUACAAACUAUUUGAAGUGGAAGACGACGAAGAAGAAGAGGAGGAAAAACCAAAAUGAUUUGAGACAAAAUGUUUUUAUUGCCACAAAAUUUUUCUAUUUUUUAUACCAAACAACUUUGAAUGCAAAAACUAAACAUAAACAAAGUUAAGCUAAAUAAAAGAAAAAAUUAAGUAAAACCUACUUAGAAGCGGAAAGAGAGAGAAAGAGAGGGGAAGAGUGAGUGAAGGAGCAGGAGAGUGGAGAAGCUAUUCGAUUAGUGGAAUAUUUAUAAGGCUUGACUCUAUAAGUUGCGGCUUCUAGGCAUUGACAGAACUUUAGUCUUUAACACAGACACACACACGCACACAUGCAUACAGCUGUGUAUGUCUGUGUGCGUGCGCUUUUAUAACAACCACUAAAGAUCGUAUAAUGUAUAUAAGAUGAUUACUAAACUUAGUAUUUAUAAGUAAUAUAUAUAAUUGUACUUUUAUGAUGUAUGCGUAUCCACUGGCCUUAUUUAUAUUGACAACGUAACAAAAACCGAAAAAACAAGCUGAAUUCUCUAAUACACACACACACUGACACACCCACACACCGACACACACACACACUUAUGCACUUAAUAUAUGAAUUUAUUUGCGUAAAACUUUUGAGCGCACUGAAGAAUUAAUUACAUUGAUUCCAAAUAUAUAUAUAUUUCUAAGGCUUUG